UACGAUGAACUACCUUGAUAGGGUAGGAUCAACAUUGCUUCAAGUGAUGGUGGUCAUGGUUUUUAUGGCAGCUUGUGAGCAGAGUUCUAAUUGUACGUCAUUGACAUUAGAGUGUAACAAAGAUCUUGAUCCUUGGAUUGAGAAAAGCUUGAUGAUGGAAUCCCUGACUAAUGAUAGUUUCGAUUGGGUCAAAGCUUCUUUACAUACGAACCGAUUCAAAACAGUUGUUGCUUCUCUAGUUGCAAUGCAGGAAAUCGUAUUAGAAGAUGAAGGUGGAGUAUCAGGAGCAUCAUCAGGAGCAUCAUCAGGAGCAUCAUCAGGAGCAUCAUCAGGAGCAUCAUCAGGAGCAUCAUCAGGAGCAGAUACUAAGACGGAUGGAUCGAUCGAGAAAAACAGCAAAGGAUCUGGUGAUACGGAUUAUGGAAAAAUAAAAACGAUGUUCAAGGGCAACAACAUGUUGAAAAAGGGCUUAAAAGCUUUAGGCGUGUUAGCAAGUUGUGUACAGUUUAUUGGACCGGUCAUGGACAUCGUUCUUCUCUUCAUGCCCAAAAGCAAGUCAGAAGAGCUGAAGGCUAUCGAAUCCGGGUUUGCAAGUAUAACUGGUAAGCUAAACUCAGUAUCUGCUCAGCUUGAAAACAUCCAGGAAUCACAGGAUUGGAAUAUUAUAUCAACUAGCUUGAUAACGUUUGAAACCAACGUGGACCAUAUCAUGGAAAAGUAUGAAAAUCUCCAGAAAACAUUUAAUGCUGUCGAUUCCACAAAAGAGCUACCACUUGACGUGAAAGGUUACAUGGAAGAUUUAACAAUUGCUAUCAGAGACACUGGAGACAUAGGAAAUUUUAUACAGCUUGUCAAUAAUCUGUUCCUUGGAAAAUCAGAGAUAGUCAAAGGACAAACUUUACUUGAGAUUUUUAUGAAGGCAGUGGAUGGUGAUUGCAGCAAGAUCCUCCCAAUGACCAAUAAACUGAUGAUAACAGUGAAGAACGCACAAAAGCUUCAAUUCUACUACGAACUGAACCAGCAGCUGAUCAAACCUGAUGAUGACAAAGGAUAUCCGAAAAUGAUAUACGACAUGUACAAAGACAUAGCCCUCCAGUAUACAGAAUGUACAAGAAAGGCGGCUACUGUUGCUCAAGAGGAGGUGAAGAUCAUGUACGGGAAUGACGAAACGGUAAAGGAUAUCAUCAAAAAACUGGGUGACAAAUACAUAAUCUAUGAUUGGGCGACAUUAAAAGUGCAAAGUACAACAGAUUUCUUGGCAUUGAAAGGCAAAUUAGUUGCUAAAUUAGAUAUAGAAUUGACAGCAAAAUCUGACGAUGAAAAGAAAAAAGAGCGUCUAAGUCUGAUGAUGGUACCCAAAUCAACGACUGGAGAUGUUAAUGAUGCAACGGAGCGCAUCAAGAAGGUUUUGGACUCAUCAAAGAAUGAGGAACGUGAACUGACGCUUUAUGAUGAUCCCGGAUACGAAUGGUACUCUGUCUUAUAUAUUGGCUUAUUAGAUAAGGUGUUAGAAAUAUUGGAAAGAGAUGCUAUUUUAAAGUCCUUGAUCGAACAAAAUAGGAUGGAAAUUUUCAUGUUUAAAUCUGACUCUAGCUCUGAUUUUGAACUAACUGGAUGGCAUUUUAAAACCACAAUGGAGAUGUUUUACAAAUUUACGUGGCAGAAUUAUAAUUAUAUUGGAUCUGGAAGACAAAAUGAUAAGAAAGGAUUCAUGGUGGAUUUAGAAUUUUUAUUCAACUUUGAGGACAGAAGUGAUUUUAGCUGUGUGAAUGGACGCGAGAUAGCAAUGUCAGGCGAUGGUAGUUUUCCUUACUGUCUUUGUGAUAUAAAUUUUGGAGGGGACACUUGUGAAAUUCCGCUCGAAAAUAAUCCGUCAGCUAACCUUGGAGAAUCUGUGAAGAGUUUUGUGCAAAUGUACAAGGUUCCAGGCAUGUUUGACCUGCAAGAUGACAUAAAAAAAGGAACAGAUAAGGUCUUGCUGGGAAUGGAGGACAAUAAGAUGGAGAUAUUCAAAGAAAUUCGAGGAACAGAAGUUGCAAUCCGAAAGAGCCAAAAUGCCGUGCUUUCUGCUCAAUCGAUUAUGCUGAAUGAAUUAAAAGCUGAAAAUUCAAAGCUUUUAUCGGAGUUUUCUGGUUUUCAGAGUGCGAUGGAAAGCGCUUUAGAAAGAGAACGGAACGAUAGAAUCUAUAGGACCAACGAAGGACAAAAAUUGUUGGUUAGUACAAUUAGCUCAGCUAACAAAGAAGUCCUCGAUAGUAUGAACCGUUUAACAGGAAAGAUCAUCCAAAACCGAUACUUUAAGGAAUUGAAAUUGUAUAUUCCAGUAUACCAGAUGAAAUUUGAGCUGGCAAUAGAGUAUGGAGGUUAUGCAGAAAAAGACUUUAGCGAAUACAUGAGGUUAUUUGAACAAAUGCUUUAUGUAUCAAAGGAGUCCGUCAAGAAUGCAAUCCUCGCAGAGACAGAUUCUUUCAUAGUUGCUCAAAUGCAAAUAUAUAUGAUUUCUGGUUGUACUGAUGACUAUGAAAAGCAGGUCAAAUCAUCUUGGGCUGAACUGCUUUCACUUCAUCUUACCUUGAACACAAUGGAAAUGUGGAAUUUGGAAUACAGGAUAAAAGGUAGUUCAACUCAGGACGAAAGAGAGUUUCUUGAAUACGAAAAGAAGCUUCUUCAGGGAACUGUAGUGUUGGAUACAAAUAAGUUCAAGAAAGUUGCCAGAACAAGGAGUUGUGCAGGAUUUGAAAUGCCAGGUUUGCUGGGCGGAGGAUGUGGCUCCUCGAUGACCUACGCUGGACAGUCUGUACCAAUGCAGUGCUACGACCCUAAAAAAGGUUUAGUUUGUGCAUCUACAGGCGAAGCUAUAUCAGAGGUAACUUGCAGGCGGUAACAGCGUUUGGGCUGUCAGUGUUGAGGACCUAAAGUGCAUAACGAAGUGUGAAUUCGAUGGAAAGGUCUAUGAGAUAGGAGAAACCAGACUGUUAGAAGAACCGCCCGCUGGGCAUGAAUGGAAGAAUGAUGACGGAAUUAAGGCAACCGAGACAACAUGUUUGGCAGAUAUUGCAUCAUCAUCUGGUGUGUGGAAAGUUUUUGUAGCAACUGAUAUCGACGAGUGUGCAGCUGAAGUUGACCUCUGUGGGUUUGGGGGAACAUGUUACAAUACGGUCGGAUCCUUCGAUUGCAGUUGCCUAUCAGGAUACACAGCAGGACUUAAUUGCAAAUGUGAAGAUGAGAAUGAAUGCAGAUUUGGAGGGAUUGGAUUUGAAAAGUGCCUGAGAGGAAGCCAAUUGGGAAUGUGUGAAAAUACUGAAGGAAGCUACAAGUGUUUAUGUUUUCCAGGUGCUUAUAAGAGUAAGACCCUACCUGACCUAGAGUGUAUCGCCUGUGAUUGUGAUGAGAAUGGUGUGACAAGUUCGAUCUGUGAUGGAGAAACAGGAGCCUGCUUCUGUGAUGAACACGUCGGAAAUGCUGACUGCAGCGAAUGCCAAACAGGUUUCACAAACUUCCCUAUUUGUAAGCAAUGCUCUGUAGGAUACUUCGGAUACCCAAACUGCAAUAAAUGUAAAUGUGAUGACAAUGGGGUCUCUGCGCAGUAUUGCAAUGCUCAAACUGGACAAUGCAAUUGCAAGGAGCAUGUAGGAGGUAACCUCUGUGACAGAUGUAGUCCAACUUACAAAUCAUUUCCGGCUUGCGUCAAAGAUUUCAAAGAUGGUAAGUUGGGUGAAUGGGAAGAUUGGGGUCCAUGGAUAGAUCAAGGAAGAUGUGGUCCUAGCGACCAUACAGGCUUUCCGCAGAAGAGGACGAGGACGAGAACGUGUGAUGACAGUGUAAAGAAUGACCAUGGUAAAAGUUGUGCAAACGAUGUUGAAAAAUCCGAAUCAAGAACACUUGAUGCUUGUAGGCCGAUAACCUAUUUAGGAUUCAAGGUUUGCGACAAAAAAAAUGCUGAUGGGAACAGUGCUUAUUACUACAUGAGGAUUAAACAAGGGCACAAUGAAUGUAUCACCAAUUAUAACACAUGGUAUUAUCCUGAAAGAAAUACAGACCAAAGAAGAGAUGGACCACAAGGAUGUGAAAGGACUUUCGACACAAGAAAGGCCGUUGAAGUGUGGCUAAUCACAGAUUCGAGCGAUUGGUUGAUAUUGGAAAAUAUUUAUAUAGCAAUAGGUGACAGUAAACGUAAAGUAACAUUUGAGUCAUGUAUUGAACUUUACAAAGGGUACAACACUGGACCGCAUAAGAUGUCUCCAACAUAAGCUUAGAAGAAAUAAAGUUACAAAAACUUCAAAAAAUUUUUAAAAUGCAUGGCCGAACAUAUUCGUUUAUGGGUUUAAUGAGUAAAUUUUGUUGACAUAUGACACUGUUUUCAAAAUAAGCAUGUAUGUGUAAAUAUGAUAGUGUUAGUAUUAAAUUCGGCGAA
Messenger RNA from Bolinopsis microptera, 4414 nucleotides. RefSeq lists its product as uncharacterized. The transcript has 3 exons. NCBI's taxonomy places the organism in Eukaryota, Metazoa, Ctenophora, Tentaculata, Lobata, Bolinopsidae. Bases 5 to 2884 code for a protein of 959 amino acids. The record is from RefSeq and is a predicted model, not a curated record.